Messenger RNA from Boleophthalmus pectinirostris (great blue-spotted mudskipper), 1266 nucleotides. Its product is annotated as desumoylating isopeptidase 1-like. The coding region runs from base 236 to 730 and encodes 164 amino acids. The transcript has 6 exons. Gene Ontology annotation, molecular function: peptidase activity. Gene Ontology annotation, biological process: protein modification by small protein removal. The record is from RefSeq and is a predicted model, not a curated record. Lineage: Eukaryota; Metazoa; Chordata; Actinopteri; Gobiiformes; Gobiidae.
UUCCAACGUGAGGAUGCACUUUUGACAGACAAAACAUUGUUUACAGUGAGUGACACAGCAUUUCAGUGUCUCUUUUACGCUUUGUCAGACAGACUUUAGCAUACGAGCGUACCUCUCGUGUAUUUUUAUUUUAUAUUUGAGCCUUUAUCUACUCUUACUCUUUUUUAAGAUUAAUCCUCAAAACUCUUUUGCCUUGCUAAUCUUUACAUUGAGCUAGCUUGACUUGAUCUCUCCGAUGGAGCAAACGGGCUCAUACCCUGUAAAAGUCUAUAUCUAUGACGUGACCAAAGGAAUGGCUCGACAGCUCAGUCCUGUCAUGAUUGGGAAACAAAUUGAAGGUGUCUGGCACACUGCCAUUGUGGUUCAUGGGAAGGAGUUCUUCUUUGGAGGAGAUGGGAUCAACCACUGUGCUCCUGGUAAUACUAUUUUAGGACCACCAGAUUUAACUGUGGACUUGGGCUCCACUGAAGUUCCAGAAGAGGUCUUCAUGGAGUAUUUAACGUCUCUGGGAGAAUCCACUUUUAGUGGUGACAAAUACCACCUGCUGGACCACAACUGCAACACCUUUAGCAACGAAGUGGCUCAGUUUCUCACAGGCCAGAAGAUUCCCUCAUACGUCACUGACCUUCCAUCUGAAGUGAUGUCCACGCCUUUUGGGCAGGCUCUCCGUCCUUUUCUGGACUCCAUGACCAUAAACCCAGGAGGCAACAAUAUCAGAGGCCAGCCAUAGCAAAGCCAUGUCUACCUGCCUUCUCCAUUCUCCAUGACUCAGGCACUUUUUAACUUUGAUUUGACUUUUCCUGUGUGUACAUGAAGUAAAUGAAUAAGAGUCAAAACGUUAACAGCAUUAUCAUAUGUUCUUUUACAAUUAAUGACUGUUAAAUGAAUAUACCCAAUACCCAGAAGUAAUAUUUUUGUACAACAUUUAACCAGUAUAAUGCAACACACCAUACUUUUUGUGUCAAUAUACUGGAGUUCUACCUUUUUAGGUAACAGUGAUUAAAAGCUACACAUUUUAUGAUAUUCUCAAAUAGUGCCUUAAAAAUAUUGCUUGAAUUGUUAAGCUAUAUUAGGGCCAAAGUCCACACAGUAAAAUAAUUAAUGUACACUAACAAUGUAUAAUGUAAGUUUUAUAAGAUACGAAACUCAUGGGCUUCAUUAUCUACUUGAGACUAUGAGUUAAAUUAGUCAUGUUUUCAGAAAAUUCUGUUACAGCACCUGCCAAGAUCUGUACCUGUAUAUUAAAUCGUACUGCGCUAUACUGUG